CCUAAACACGCACAGCGUCCUAGUGCUCCUUUACUUACAAUAAGCACCUAUUUUGCCGCCUUCAAGUGUCAAGCAUUUCCCGAAGCUUGUCGUACGUAUCAGCCAAAUUCCGAAGCGAUACUGACCGGAUAGGACUUCGUCCCAAUAUCAUUGCGCAAAUCUAGCAGACAAAACCGGACCGAUAGUUAACUUUCUCUAGUUAAUUUGUGAAGUCUUGAAUAGUAUUGGUGGGGUCGGCGCUCGCCGCGCCCUGCCAUGGCAUACGAUACUGCCCAAGCCCUUCAGGGCUUUUAUGGCAUUAAGGACGAUGCAAGUUUUGACCCAGCGGCUGGGCUGGUGCCGCUGACGUCGGCCCUCAUUCCUCCACUUGUGGCUCAAGCUUUUGGCCUGCCCACGCUUGGGGGUGUCGCUCCACCUCCGCCUCCGCAACCCUUGCUACAACCUCAAUAUUCUCAGAGUUUAUAUGGCUCGCUGAUGAAUCCCGCUCUUAUGGGUGCUUUUGGCUACGGAGGUCCUCAUUAUGCCACCGCAAUCCAACAACAUUCGCAACUUGGGGGCCUACCUCUAAGCUACAUACAAGCCUUAGCGGCAGCUAGCCAACAACAACAGCAGCAGCAGCAACAGCAAUCCGCUGCUGCCUUGCUCGCCCAAACGGCAGGUGCUUUUCAUGCGCACUCUGCCGCAUUGGCCGCUGCUGCAAGAGCCGCGCCAUCGACAUCUUCAGCUCUAUCUCAACCAGUUGCAUCGGCAUCACUUACGGAGGCGUCAUCAGGACGGGGCGCUCCACUUGAGCCAGCAACGACUUCCACCACAACGAACUCAUCCGCGCUAAAAGCGCCUCAGCCCUCCUUAAGCGCAUCGGCGGGCUCCGUACCUCCACAACACCCCCUUAUGCACAGCCUUUACGCGGCCAUCGCCCAACAGCAAGCUUCAUACGGCGCCAGUUCUGCCGCAACGAGUUAUGCGGCUGCUCUCGGCCCCUAUGCAGCCAGUCAACUCCAUUCAGCGUAUUACGCGCGACCUUCCGACACAACUCCUGCAGCGGCAGCCGCCGCUGCCGCGGCAGCUGCGGCAGGAGCUUACGGUUACCAACACCAAGUUCCAGGAGCAGGUCCCUACGGAGCAGCGGCCGCCGCUUUCCACGCGGGCUACGGCGGCUCCUCCCUAGACCCCUACGCCGCGCUGGCUGCCGCCUACCGCCCGGCUGCGGCGCCCUCCUUCCCCGCUCCCUCCGCCAAGCCGCAGCAGUCCGGGUCCUUCUGCGAUGAGGACCUGGACGACGGCACCACGCGGGCCAUCAAGCGGCCGCGGCUGGUGUGGACGCCGCAGCUGCACAAGAAGUUUGAGAGCGCGGUUCAGAAGCUCGGCGUGGAUAAGGCGGUUCCCAAAAAUAUUAUGCAGGAAAUGAAUAUCGACGGACUCACGAGGGAGAACGUCGCAAGCCACCUCCAAAAGUACCGCAUGCUGCGCCGCAAAGACGCGACCUCCAGCGAAGGCCGAGACUCAGACACCCAAACCGUCGGCAGCAAGCGCAGCGAACCCGACUCGGCUCGGCAGGCGGGCCCCGUGGCGCCUGCCGCAACCGCUACAACCGCUACAACGACCGCAACCGCCACAACGGUCGCAACGGCCUUCAACGCUGCCCCGACGAAAGGGACGGCAGUUAACAGGUCGGGGGCCGGCAACGGCGGGAGCGGGAGCGGAGCCGCAACUGGGACGCUAGCAGGGUUGUGUGGGACCCCAGUGGCCGCCAAGUCUUAAGGACGGUGCUUCAUGCGGCCAGGGGCUCUGCAUGUGCGUAGGACGGUUUUAGUCAGAAGGGCCGCAUGACCACUCCCGGCCGAUGCCUAUGCUGCUCUUGGAACCCCUCUGACCCCUACAUCCUCCGCCCGCCUGUGCUGUGUCAGUUGGCGGACUCGCGUGUUGCGGUUGCAUGUGGGUACGUUGCGUGUGACCCGUGGGUCCUCACAUGAUGCUGCUGUUGGGCUGCGCUCUCAUGCGGACGAGGUGCUCUGUUGUCGCACCGAACCCCUCCUUUGUAGCUGUGUGCGUCAGAGGUGAACGAGCCUGCAUGCGAGUCCUAUGGGUGUUCACUCUAUAGUGCCCUGGUCUCUCUUUGGCCGUCUAACGACGUUUUGUCGAGGGGGUCACGCUUGGGAAGCACCGGUCGGCCCCGGCAGGAACCCGUCUCUGUAUGGUACGGUUGGCUUGGUGCUGGUGAGGCGCGGAUGAUCGGCCUUAGCGUUUGGUUUGCCGCAUCCAGGCGCUUUUUCACUCAUGGUUUGGCUGGGCUGGUGACGAGCAAGAGAACGAAAACCCAAUCAUCGCGAGAAACAUAAAUUGGAUUGACUUGACGUUCGCCAGUGUGUGGGGUGUCUACAGUAGAGAAAGGGGGUCUGUAGCGGCGGCUACCUCUGGCGGCCUCUGAUCGCAGGCCCUCGCUGGGAAACUGCUAUUGCCCAACUGGUCUUCCCACUGCUUUUACCUUGACAAGCUGUUGUUGGAGUUUCCCGUGUCCCACAUUGCGGUGGUGUGUUGGCCAUGUGGUGACGGCGAGGUGCGCCUCGUUGUCGGGCAUGGUCGGGCAAUGCGACACCCGCAUGCCCCCUUUCCUCGGGCGGCUUGUCAUCAUGUUGUGGUUCGCGGCGGUUAGCGGUUGCAUGCGGGUUCCUGGAGACGCCGAGUAGUGCGUCGUACCUGGAUGCAGCAUCGUAGUUGCGGGUGGAGAUGGAGGUGGUGGUGGUGGCGGUCGUCUGAUAAACCCGCUUGCAUGCGUUUGGUGUUACGGUUUGCUGUGUUUGCCAUCUCACGCGCAUCACCUGACGGUGACGGGUAUGGGUGGCUACCUCCUGGCCGCUGGUUUGGUGCUGCCCGUUGAGUUGUGGCGUGAUGGGUUGCAAGGUGCUGCUUCUGCUACUGCUUUUUUGGACUUUUGAGGCAAGGAUUUAAGCUUUGAGGCUUUUUGCAUCGUAUCGCAUUGGCCUCUGUUGCUAUGGUUUCAAGAGGAGGAGGAGUAAGGCUACUUUCAAGGAAUGGAAUUUACGUUCAUCUGAUACGGUGCGUCGUGUCGUUUGGGACCGAGCAAAGCCGAGUAGAUGCAUCAGCACGUCAUGCAUGCUACUUGUAUUCUGUUCUUGGGUGGAGUUGUUUGGCGCCUGUGGUUAACUUGUUGUUUGCUCAGCUCUUUUGCGCGACACGAAGGACACGUUCUGGCGAAGGCUUUGUCGUACGGCAGAGGGAGGUUGUGUACGCUAAUCCGAAAUCCGCUAACCUGGAUUGUUGCGAUAGAUGCUUGUAUGCAUACGUGUGGUGGCAAUGGCCUUGAUGGAGCCGAUCCUGCAUCUUGAAAGCCCUUGUGGGGCAUGUGGGUGAAUUCUAAGGGCGGGAGGUGGUAUGACACAUACGGCAUGCAUUAAUGAAGGAGCAGUGCAAGGUCGGCCUUGGCCGUGCCACACAAGGCCAUUUGCCUUGGGACUCUGUUUGUUCAAUUCGGCUAGGUCCUGUUCGGGUAGUCAUUUGUUGCUUAUGAAAGCUGGGUGCGUGUGUUGGGAGCUUCUGGCACCCCGACCGUACUUACCAGAUUGGUUGGACGGCGGGAGGGCCGGGGCGACGUGCGUCCGUGCUCUGCAGUUGUUCUCUGUCCGCUGCGGCUCCGUGCGGCUUUGGCUCACAAAGGGCCUAUGAUAAUGUCUCCAUGUUUCGCUUCUUCGCUGUGCUUUGUUGGCUAUGCUUUGGAAUGGGUUUUCGGAUGGAGUUUACUGUCUCGUUCAGGACCGGAGCUGUUUGCUGGGUAAUGCUGCAAUCACCGGCUUGGUGGGUAGCAAGUUGCUCAGGAUGCAGGUGGCGCGGUCGUUGCGUUGGUCCUCUAAUGCGUUGUUGGAGGCCGGCAUUUUUGUGACCUGCCACCUUAACUUGCCAUGCCCAGCGUACUGUUCUGGGUCUAUGAACCAUGGGUCACAGACACGCUUCGGCAGCAAACACUACCCCUGCCGGCACGGUUGCGUGGUGUCAACUAGAAAUGCAGAGUAUGUCCACCAAGCACUGCGCACUGGUUUUGAGUGUCGUGAUAAACUGCUAAAACGGGCGGCAAUGAACUCUGGUGAGAGUGUGGUGUGCUUUUGUAAACUUUGCCGUUGGUACGGCAGUUGCCCUCCUGUUUGCGUUGUUUCUAAUGUGUUUUGAAGGCCUCAAGGUCGGGUUUUGUGGACGGUACGCUGUUACGAGAUUCGGGGCCAUUUGUGAAGGCGCCCCGCACCACAGGGGUGCGCGUGGACUCCUGUUUUGACGUUCGGCAGCAUGGAGAUUCGUUCAUUGAUGUAUUGAUAAACGUGGGAGGGCACUGAUUGGCUUUGCGGUUUCGCCACGAGUUACAGU
Astrephomene gubernaculifera is the source of this 4374-nucleotide messenger RNA. Lineage: Eukaryota; Viridiplantae; Chlorophyta; Chlorophyceae; Chlamydomonadales; Astrephomenaceae. The record is from the annotation of a GenBank genome assembly.